AUGGCCCCCAGGAGACAGGAAACGGGAGGUGUGGCGGAGCAGGACCUGCAACGAGGACCUGGUGACUCCGCGGUCCCCCUCCCCAUGUCGCGCCGGGCGGGAGGCGCCUACAGCCUCCGCAGUCUGGGCGGCCUGAUGGGCGACCGGCGGCGGAAGGUCCCGGACGGCGGGGAGCGGAGCCUGAUCCGAGCCCCGUCCGCCGCCGCCGGCAUCAACACCCAGCCCGCCUCGGCGACCUCCACCUCCCAGUCUUCCACCUCCGCCGCCCAGUCCUCCAACUCCAACCCCACCGCCGCCACCACCGGGGAUUUGGAGCGGGCGGCGCGGAAGCAGUUCCAGCAGGAUGUCACGCCGGGGUUCGUGUACGUGCUGGCCGUGUUCUCGGCUCUCGGAGGCUUCCUGUUCGGCUACGACGCCGGGGUGAUCCCCGGGGCCAUGCUUCUCCUCAAGCGGCAGAUGAGCCUCUCUGCCGGGUGGCAGGAGCUGUUGGUGUCUGGCACCGUGGCGGCGGCGGCCCUGGCUGCCCUGCUGGGCGGCGUGCUGAACGGGCUGCUCGGUCGCCGGGUCUGCAUCCUGCUGGCCAGCUUCUCCUCCACCCUCGGCGGCGUGGUACUGAGCGCCGCGCCGACCAAGGAGGCGCUCCUGGCUGGGAGACUCAUCGUGGGAGUCGGGCUCGGGAUCGCGUCGAUGACGGUGCCGGUGUACAUCGCGGAGGCGUCCCCCCCCCACCUCAGAGGCCAGCUGGUCACGGUCAACACGCUCUUCAUCAGCGCGGGUCAGCUGACCGCCAGCCUCUUCGACGCCACCUUCAGCUACCUGCCGCACGACGGCUGGAGGUACAUGCUGGGUCUCUCCGCGGUGCCCGCUCUGGUCCAGUUCGUGGGCUUCCUCUUCCUGCCCGAGUCGCCGCGCUGGCUGCUGCAGCACGGCCUCACCCAGAAGGCCCGGCGAGUCCUCAGCCAGAUCCGCGGCAACCAGAACAUCGACGAGGAGUUCGACAGCAUCAAGAGCAGCAUCGAGGAGGAGGAGAAGGAGGCCGCAGGAGAGGGCCCCGUGCUGUGGAGGAUGCUGACCUACGGCCCGACGCGUCGCGCUCUGCUGGUCGGCUGCGGUCUGCAGAUGUUCCAGCAGCUGUCUGGAGUCAACGCCGUCAUGUACUACAGCGCCACCAUCCUCCAGAUGUCCGGUAUCCGUGACGACCGGAUGGCCAUCUGGCUGUCCUGGCUGACGGCGCUCACCAACUUCCUGUUCACGCUGCUGGGGGUGUGGCUGGUGGAGCGCGUGGGCCGCAGGAAGCUGACCCUGGGCAGCCUGAUGGGAACGUGCGUGAGCUUGGUUCUGCUGGCGGUGGGCUUCCUCCUCUCUGCCCAGCACACACCCCCCGUGACCUUUCACCCCUCCGACCCCGCCCUGGCCAACUCCACCUGCGUCAAAUACCAGGUGUGUGAGCAGUGCAUGCUGGACCCCGGCUGUGGCUUCUGUUACCGUGACAACGGCUCGGUAUCUCAGGAGGAGGCACCCUUCGCCUCCUCCUGCGUUCCGGUCAACAUGGCGUCCACCGAGCGAGCUGCGUGGGGCAGGUGCUCUAACGCCAGCCAGGGCAGAGAUCAGACCUACUGGGCCUUCAACUACUGCCCCACGCCCUACUCCUGGCUGGUGCUGCUGGGGCUGCUGCUCUACCUGGCCGCCUUCGCCCCUGGCAUGGGUCCGAUGCCCUGGACCAUAAACUCAGAGAUCUACCCCCUGUGGGCGAGGGGCGCGGGCAACGCCUGCUCGGCUGGGGUCAACUGGUCCUUCAACUUCCUGGUGUCCCUCACCUUCCUGCACACCUCCCAGCUCCUCACCUACUACGGGGCCUUUUUCCUGUACGCGGGCGCGGCCUCUCUGGGCGUGGUCUUCGUGUACGCCGUCCUCCCGGAGACGAAGGGCCGGCGGCUGGAGGAGGUGGAGGGCCUGUUCGAGGGCCGCCUCUGCUCCUGCGGGGCCACCGAGUCGGACGAGGGCCGGCAGGUGGAGUACAUCCGGGUCAAGGGGUCAAACUACCACCUGUCGGACAACGAGACGUCGGACGUGGACUAGGCGGCAGCGCUGGUUUGUUUUCUACGGCGAGGAGGAGGAGUUUGGUGUCUGCUUCCGUCCACCACGUGUUCAUCUGUGUUCUUUUUAUU
Messenger RNA from Gadus chalcogrammus (walleye pollock), 2168 nucleotides. Its product is annotated as proton myo-inositol cotransporter-like. Lineage: Eukaryota; Metazoa; Chordata; Actinopteri; Gadiformes; Gadidae. The transcript is spliced from 12 exons. The record is from RefSeq and is a predicted model, not a curated record. Gene Ontology annotation, cellular component: membrane. Gene Ontology annotation, biological process: transmembrane transport. Gene Ontology annotation, molecular function: myo-inositol:proton symporter activity. The coding region runs from base 1 to 2079 and encodes 692 amino acids.